AUGGAGUCGGUAUCACAGUUCACAGAAUCUACUGCAUCGAAGUCCGUCAAAGGAAACUUGGAUUUUUUGCGAAGACGAAGAAAAGAAAAAUGCGCAGUUUCGAACGGCGUCAAAUCGCUGCCUAUACAGAAUCUAUUGCCACGCAAAGCUAUUCAGUUUUCACAGCUCACCCAGUGCUCAAAAUCUGAAGAAAAGCAGGAUAGCAUCUCAAGAGAUCGUCUAAAACCGGACUCCUCCACCUCAGAUGUCUCUCCUAAUAAACCAGAAAAUCGCUUGAUCCAAACGCCAGUGCGGAGGCUGAAUAAAAGUCCGCUUUCGGUACCUUUUGAAGUUGCGGAACAUCAUGCAUCCAUUGAUGUGAAAUCCGUCACCGAAAAAAAUAUGAUGUACUUCAACGGCGGUGGCAGUGAUAUCCCUUUCAAGAAUGACCAAAAUCCUUUAAGCAUGCCAGGGAAAAAGAUGCCACAAGUCCUUCUGUCCCUUCCGACUGGAAAUCAGGAAUCAACUCAGUCAGACUUAGGUUUAGUCGCGGAAAAGCGUCCAUCCAUCCGCGUGAAAGCCGCAGUGGUCAAUGAAACGGCCUCAGAAGCAAAUUCGACAGAUCUUGGCGGUGGUUACGGUAAUACCCCUUCCAAGAAUGACCAAGUGCCCCAACGUCCAAUGAAAAAGUGCCUCUCAGCAAGCGGUGCACAAAGGAGAAAGAUUUCGACACAUGUUCGUUUCAGCCUUCCGACUGAAAGUCAAGAAUUUGUUCAGCCAGACUUCGGUUCAGUUGCGGAAGACCAUGAACCUUUCGAUGUAAAAUCGGCUGCAGCCUCUGAAGCGGCCAUCGAAUCAAAUUCGACGUAUCUCAGCGAUGGUGGCAGUGAUUUUUUAUCCAAGAAAGACGAAGACUACCACAUGGUUCCUCCGAUCAUCGAGAAAGACUCCAAGCUAUCCAUGUUACCUCAGUUGUUCACCAGUUUCGAUGAUUAUGCCAAGCAUAUGUGUCCAUUGUUAAUCCAUGAAGUCUGGGAAUCGCACUGUUGCAAUAUCGCCAACAUUAAGCAUUGCAUGAAAACGUUGGGAGAUUUCCCGUCAUUCCCGCUAGCAGACGCCAUCAUUCGACCGACCUUGAAUGUACUGACCAACCAGGAUAUGACUACUGAUUGUCCUCUUCUGACGACGAUUACGCUUGAUCAGUCACAGGAAAAGGCGGUAAAAUGGUGUGUUGAUGCAGUGCUGGGAAAACAGAACGCCAUUCGACUCGUCCAGGGUCCUCCAGGAACCGGGAAAACUACUGUCAUACUAGCGAUCCUCGAAGAGCUGCAGCUUCGUAAACUGACCUCGAGCGCUAAAGUCGGACUGAUUCUGGUGGUCGCUCCGUCGAGUGCCUCCGUUGAUGAAAUAUCGAGGAGAAUCAUCGCACGCAACAGGGAACUUGCUCCACUUGCUGCUCAACUUCGCCCAGGGUGCAACAAAAUGAUUCGAUUCGUCCGAUUCGGUGCAUCCAGCGAAAUUGCAAGUGACGUACGCAAUUACAGCUUGGAUUCACUGAUGAAGAAAAAUAGGAAUUCACUGUCAUCAAGUAGCCUGGACAUUAAUGCAAUAAAUGAGAAAAGAGCGCUGCUGGCAGCCCGUUUGCAUGAAAUGGAUGCCCAAAGUACCUCACCAGACCCUAAUCGUCGUCGAGCUCUCAAAGCAAAAAUAUCAAGCUUGAGCGAUCAACUCAACGAGGCUUUCCUGCAGAAUCCUCGGGUCAGAUUUACUUACUUUUGA
Messenger RNA from Soboliphyme baturini, 1758 nucleotides. The record is from the annotation of a GenBank genome assembly. Lineage: Eukaryota; Metazoa; Nematoda; Enoplea; Dioctophymatida; Soboliphymatidae.